Molecule: messenger RNA, 503 nt
Organism: Capsicum annuum
Lineage: Eukaryota; Viridiplantae; Streptophyta; Magnoliopsida; Solanales; Solanaceae
Product: protein FATTY ACID EXPORT 5
Exons: 3
Coding region: 1-357 (118 amino acids)
Cellular component (GO): membrane
Source: RefSeq, a predicted model, not a curated record
AUGCAUGAUUUCUGCUUUACUAUCCCUUAUGGGUUAAUUCUUGUGUGUGGUGGUGUAAUUGGAUAUGCUAAUAAAGGAAGCAUUGCUUCACUUGCUGGAGGUGUUGGUACUGGAUUUGCUUUGAUCUUAGCUGGUUAUUUGAGCCUGCAAGCAUUUCAUAAACGCAAAAAUUCUUACUUUGCUUUGAUUCUUGAAACUGCUUGUGCAGCCACGCUAACAUGGGUUAUGGGGCAGCGAUACAUGCAAACUUCAAAAAUAAUGCCGGCUGUUGUUGCUGGUAUCAGUGCACUCAUGGCUGGAUUUUACCUGUACAAAAUUGCCACAGGAGGAAACCAUUUCCCACCUAAGACUGAGUAAUAAUCAUAUGAUUGUUUAUUUGGGAUUCCAAUUCCAUUUUGUAUGUAUUGAGUGAGUAUAUGUGAAUUAUUAAGAAUUGUUUUAUACAGCCGGCUGAAAUUGUACUUGUUUGUCAAUUUUAUUGAAUACAAUGGGAUUUGCUUUCA